This is a messenger RNA of Lachancea sp. 'fantastica', 912 nucleotides long. The record is from the annotation of a GenBank genome assembly. Lineage: Eukaryota; Fungi; Ascomycota; Saccharomycetes; Saccharomycetales; Saccharomycetaceae.
AUGUCUGACGAAAUAGCACCUGUACAGCUUAUCGAUGAGAAUCAAAGUGGUCAAGACCCCAACCGGGUGUUUAAAGACUUGGCAGCCGGAACCGCGGGUGGUAUGGCCCAGGUUUUGGUCGGCCAGCCCUUUGACACGACCAAAGUGCGCUUGCAGACAUCGUCAACACCAACUUCGGCUAUAGAGGUGGUCCAAAAUCUGGUGAAAAAGGAAGGUCUGCGCGGGUUUUAUAAGGGAACUCUAACGCCCUUGAUCGGCGUGGGUGCAUGUAUGUCUUGCCAAUUUGGGGUCAACGAAGCCAUGAAGCGGUUUUUCAGAGGUGACAAGCCAAAUCCAAACGGCCUGCUCACACUACCACAGUAUUACGCUUGUGGUUUCGUCGGUGGUGUGGCCAAUUCGUUUCUGGCAGCUCCAAUUGAGCAUGUAAGAAUCAGACUUCAAACCCAGACUGCUUCAGGUGCAGCGGCGGAGUUCAAUGGCCCUUGGGACUGCAUUAAGAAACUUGUGCGCGCCAAAGCUCUGAUGCGCGGGCUAUCACCAACGCUUUUAAGAGAAGCUCAAGGUUGCGGUGCCUAUUUUCUGACUUACGAAGCGCUUGUGGCCAAUCAGAUGAAAAAUGGUGUUGCUCGAACAGAAAUUCCCGGGUGGAAACUGUGCCUCUACGGAGGUCUAUCAGGUAUUGCUUUAUGGCUGUCCGUGUAUCCACUUGAUGUUGUUAAGUCAAUCAUGCAAACGGACAAGAUCGACCAGCAAGUGCAUGGUAAAAAUAUGGUACGAGUAGCGCGAAAUGUUUAUGCAAAGCAUGGCUGGCAGGCAUUCUUCAAAGGCUUCGGACCCACAAUGCUCAGAGCUGCUUUUGCAAACGCGGCUACUUUUGCCACUUUCGAAAUGGCAAUGCGAGUCCUAGGGUAG